AUGGGCGAGCCGGCAACCAAAAAGGCCAAGACUGAGCGCAUCUUCCUGUUCUCGUCCGAGUCGGUGAACGAGGGCCACCCGGACAUCACGGCGCUGGCCGGGUGCGCGACGCUCGCGGGGUACGCCGCCUACAGUGCGGCCGCGUCCGCACUGUGGGCCACCUCCGCCCCAAAAGGGCUGGUCGGAUUCGCAGCGUCGCGCAUCCGCUUCUGGAAGAAGCAAGACAAGCUCUGCGACCAGGUCUCCGAUGCCGUCCUGGACUGCUGCCUGACGGGGGAUCCCAAGAGCAAGGUCGCCUGCGAGACCGCCACCAAGGACAACAUGGUCAUGGUUGCGGGCGAGAUCACCACCCAAACGGCGAUUGAUUACGAGAAGGUCGUCCGCGGGGUGGUAAAGAAAAUCGGCUUCGACACCUACGUGGAUGACCUCUCCAGCGUGGACAGCAAGGGGCUGAGCGACACCACGUGCGAGGUCCUGGUGCGCAUCAACAAGCAGAGCCCCGAUAUCGCGGGCGGCGUGCACGUCGGAAAGGACGACAUGGACGUCGGCGCGGGCGACCAGGGCAUCAUGUUCGGCUACGCCACCGACGAGACGGAGGAUUGCAUGCCGCUCACCCACUCGGUCGCGACCAAGCUCGGAAAGAAGCUCACGGACGUGCGCAAGGAUGGUUCUCUCUGGUGGCUGCGCCCAGACGGCAAGACUCAGGUCACCAUCGAGUACCUGCAGAAGGCCGACGGCUCUGUGGAGCCCCAGAAGUUCCACACGAUCGUCAUUUCCACGCAGCACGCUGAGCCCUUGAAGGCCACGCGCACGAAGGAGUGCGCCGGCUACACCGGCGCAGAGAUGACUGCACCCAGCAUGGAGGCCAUGAACAAGGAGAUCGUCGAAAAGGUGAUCAAGAGCACCCUCUCAGAGAUCAAGCUCAAGAACGGUAAGCCGGCGCUCACCCUUUUCGGAGACCACACGCACUUGCACAUCAAUCCGUCUGGCAAGUUCAUCAUCGGAGGUCCUCAGGGCGACGCAGGCCUCACAGGCCGCAAGAUCAUUAUCGACACCUACGGGGGAUGGGGCGCCCAUGGCGGCGGCGCCUUCUCUGGCAAGGACCCGACCAAGGUUGACCGCUCGGCGGCGUACAUCUGCCGGCAGAUGGCCAAGUCCGUGGUGAAGAGCGGCCUUUGCAAGCGCGCGCUGGUGCAGCUGUCCUACGCCAUCGGCGUCGCGAAGCCGCUGUCGCUGUUUCUGGAGACCUACGGCACCGAGCAGGGUAAGCUGUCAGCCGAGGACAUCACCAAUGUGCUUAAGAUCGAGUUCGACUGCCGCCCUGGCGCCAUCGCUGUGACGCUGGCCCUCCGCGAGCCCAAGUACCAGGAGACUGCGGCCUACUGUCACUUCGGCCGCGAGCCGUACACCAAGGACGGCAAGAAAUUCUUCGAGUGGGAGAACGCCAAAGACGUCAAGAAGUACGCCUCGAUGGAUUCGGCGCAGGUCGCUGCGGCACUGAAGGCGAGCAAUUACCUGACCAAGUGGGUGGUUGACCCCGGCCACGUGACAUUCAGCUCUUCGGGCCUGUCCUCCCUGAUGCCCAAGUCGACCGUUCACCUGCAGAACCUCGUCCUGAGCGAGGAGUUCAUCGACGAGCCGCAGGCUGAGGCGAGGCCCUACGGCUGUCGCCGGCACGCCGCGUCCUCGUGGACUGUGCCGGAGGCUCGGGCUCUCUUCGAGGGCUGCGACGUGAGGGCCGCGGCGCGGGCGUGGGAGGAGGCGGACGCCUCCGGGCAGGCCCUCGCCCACCCGCAGAUGUGCAAGCAGGACGACGGCACCCCGGGCGGCUCGCCGACGCCGAGGGCGGCCCGCAGCCGCGGGGAGGCCAGCCCGGGCAGCGCGUCGCCCAGGGCGGCCCCGGCGGUCGCAGCAGAAGGGGCGGCGCGGCCCUGGACCCCUGGCCGCGGCAUGCAGGUCGCCAGCCCCCGCCGCGAGAAGCCGGCGCAGAAGUCGGGUGCCGAGGAGUUCUGGUACCACUUGCGUUAUGACGACCUGGAGAAGAGAGGUACGCCCGAGUGGCCUCUCAGGAGCAUCGGCGACAACAUGCCGCCCAUCCGGGGCGAGUUUUGGCUGACAAGGAAGGCCGUGGAGAUGAGCAACUUGUACUUCCACUGCUCAUCGACGCUCGCUCAGGCCGUCACGAUGUGCGUGGCCUUCCGCUUCAGCUGCCCGGUGGAGUUCCUCACGUACAUCGAGUGCCAGGUCGGCAGCCUGCUGGAGACGCACAUCCCCACCAACGGUGUGGUGAUGGGCCUCGAGCCCGACCCACGCCACCCAGGCCUCCUGCGGAUGUUUGUGGAGCACCGCAACGAGAUCCUCGAGGACAUGGUGGUCUGCGAGUGCAGGAGAGCCGACCAGGAGCACACCGUGGUGCACCAGGAGGUCUACGACGGCGGCAGCAUCAUCCUCUACCGCGUCACGCUGCUGCACAAGGACGGCACGCGCCAGUCGGCCGUCUUGCAGCUGGACACCGAGAAGAUCGAGGACGGCCGCGACGGCAACAGCAGCCGCAUGCGCAUGGUGGAAGAGCCUUCCUCGCGGUUCCCGCUCGAGCCGUGCCGGGUGUACCACAACCUCUCCCCCGUGAAUCGGGUGUUCGUCUACUCGUCGUCGGCAUAUCAGACGCCGGAGGACCGAGCGGCUGCCAUGAUGACGCCUUACUCCGCGCGCAAGGAGCGGAGCGCGGUGCCCGACGUCUGCUCGACGCCCGGGCAGGCGGUCGAGCCGUGGCGGCACAUGGCGACGCUGGUGGCGCCGGCCUCGCUGGUGGCCCGCGACCCGACCGACGGGGCCGAGGACUGGUACUCGGCGGGGGGCGGCUUCUCGGACGGCGAGGUCGACCCGGCGCCCGAGCAGGGGCGGUGGGGGAGCGGUGGGUCGGUCCGAGCGAGAUGGGUACGGAAACACUGGUGA
Prorocentrum cordatum is the source of this 2955-nucleotide messenger RNA. The record is from the annotation of a GenBank genome assembly. NCBI's taxonomy places the organism in Eukaryota, Dinophyceae, Prorocentrales, Prorocentraceae.